Molecule: messenger RNA, 483 nt
Organism: Mesocestoides corti
Lineage: Eukaryota; Metazoa; Platyhelminthes; Cestoda; Cyclophyllidea; Mesocestoididae
Source: the annotation of a GenBank genome assembly
AUGUGUAACACAUUGCAGGCGACGAAGCGUGGCCGAGGGCCAAAUCGUUCCAACGCCUUCGACGACCAACCGAACACGUCGAACGCCGUCUACGGCUUCGAGGUCAUGAAGGUGGUGCAGUUGAAUCGAGCUCGUGAGGCCGCUCGCGCCCUUGCCUGCUGCCGUCGUCAGCCCACUCCACAGGACCUGCCCUGUGAACAGCGACGCCGGAAAACCAUCGUUGGCGUCAACCCUCGUGUGGACUUCUUCAUUGCGCCUAAAGUCCCCCACUAUCGUGACUACUCGCUCAUUCCUGCUCCCAACCAACGUUUUGUCUACGUUGGCGAUCGUUGCCACAGUGUCAAACCGCGAUUGGUUGAGUGCAAAGAACGCGCUCUGACGGGAACCAUGACGGGCAGGAAUCCGAGAGUGGACUUUUUCGUUGCCCCACGGCUAAGCAGCACACGCAGUGCGCCGUGGAUCCAGCGGUGCAGUUGCGAGUGA